Messenger RNA from Coregonus clupeaformis (lake whitefish), 1440 nucleotides. Its product is annotated as transport and Golgi organization protein 6 homolog. The record is from RefSeq and is a predicted model, not a curated record. Lineage: Eukaryota; Metazoa; Chordata; Actinopteri; Salmoniformes; Salmonidae. The coding region runs from base 1 to 390 and encodes 129 amino acids. The transcript has 3 exons. Gene Ontology annotation, biological process: protein secretion.
AUGGCCCUCUGUUCUCUGCUACAGCCUAAUCCCUCUCAGUCCAUCGCAGCCUGCCUUCGGCCGGAGGUGUGUUUUUAUCUGUUUGUGUGUGUGUGUGUUCUUCCUCAGUUGAGCACCUGUCUGACGGCACUAAUAAAGACAGAGAAGGAGGCAGAGGUGCGGCGAGCUGCUGUCCACGUCAUUGCCCUGCUGCUCAGAGGCCUGAGCGACAAAGCCACCCAGGUCCUGAAUAAUGUUCUGCUGGACCUGGACCUGAAGUGGGCGGUGCGGUCGGACACUGAUGAUGUCACAGUUCACCAUGCUCAGCUGGCUCUGGAAGAACUCGAUGAUGUAAUGAGAAGGUUAAUCUUCCCUGCACAGAAACUGGAGAAGAAGGUGGUUUUACAAUGAGAUUCAUGAACAUGAACACAGCACACACACCAACCAAGCAGUAUUAGAUCAUCAAGGGGACCUUGGAAGUGUCUAGGAGUAAGGGAUUGUUCAAACUGGGCACGACAUUCCACCUUUUGUCCUAGUUCCCCCUGAAGGUGAAAGGUCAGACAUUAAAUGAUAGCUGAACUGUGUGUGAAACAUUACUUUCUCAACAAAUAGGGCACGUCUCUUUCACCCUCUGUCUGAGGUGGUGACUGUUUCCUUAGUAAUUUUAUCAGUGUUUGCAAUACAUGGAAUUCCCCCCAGCCAGCCUGUGUCAUGCUGUCUUUGUGACCAGAGGGGAAAUUAAGAGUAUUUUAUAACAAUGACCGAUCUAGGACUUCGGCAGAGGCACCAAACUUUCCUUCUGGAAACCACACCUGCUUGUGCCUAGGAAUCUUAUAAACAGCAUAUUAUUAGAGGUCAAAAUGAUUAGCUGAUAAUGUGUGUGCCUCUGAAUAAAAAGCCAUUACAGUGAAAUAAAAUGAAGGGAUAUGAGUUUCCUUUUGGAAUGAACCAAUGCAUGUUCUGUUGUUUUUAGCAUUGUUCUUUGCAGUGACCUCAGGCUUUUGUAGUUUGUUUUCUAGGGAGACAGCCCAAUGGAGUCCCAGCUGAAAAUAGCUCUGGAGCAGGGAUUCAGAGCCACGAGGGACUAACCAUGUACUCACCAGCGCAUAACUUUUAGCUUCCAGCAAUUAUCACAUAGGGAGGUAAAGUCUUUACACAAUGUACUCCCAUAUUCAUGAUCAUACUCAAGGUCAAUUAUUGUUAAACAAUUGGCUAGUCAUGCAAUGAUUGCAGUUGUAAGUUUAUUAAAUUGAGGACUAAACAGCAAAUACCUUAGAUAUAGGCAUGCCAUGGAGAUUAAUGUUUUCUUUAUUUGGAUACAUUUUCAUGUAUACACUUAUGGUCAUGUUAUGUCGUGAGUCAUUUCAUCAAAGGGCAAAGCUUAUCAAAAUCAAUCAGAUUUAAAAAAAAACAUAAAAAUACACCUUAUGGAACAGCGGGGACUGUGAAGAGACACACACA